This is a messenger RNA of Bicyclus anynana (squinting bush brown), 1274 nucleotides long. RefSeq names its product 28S ribosomal protein S31, mitochondrial (gene mRpS31). Gene Ontology annotation, cellular component: mitochondrial small ribosomal subunit. NCBI's taxonomy places the organism in Eukaryota, Metazoa, Arthropoda, Insecta, Lepidoptera, Nymphalidae. The record is from RefSeq and is a predicted model, not a curated record. Gene Ontology annotation, molecular function: structural constituent of ribosome. The transcript has 6 exons. The coding region runs from base 135 to 1214 and encodes 359 amino acids.
CUGUCACUGUCAGUGUCAAAAUAAAUAAAUUGUAAACAGACUUUAGCUCAUUGAAAAAAAUAACUAAUCUAACAAGAUUUUAGUGAAGUGAAGUUAAUAGUUAUUCUGUUAACUGACCUGUGAUUGUAAAUAGAAUGCUUUCCCGGUUAAGAAUCAGGCGUGAUAUAAAAUUCUUUGUGCGCUGUUUGUCAGAUAAACCACCAGAACAUGACGCCAAGAUGCCCGAGGUUAAAGCGAAAGACCCAAAGGAUGAAAAGAAAGAUGGUGCUGAAUCGAGCACAGAAAAAAUUCAGGCGCUCCUAAAACUCAUGAUGGCUGAGCCGCAAAUAUCUGACAGUGAAUACCGCGAAAGGUUUACCACAGCACCAGAGAGACCGAAGAAACAGAAGCCGGAUGUUAUUGAAGUUAAAAUGGAAAAAAUUGAGGAAAACAUUACAAAAGCAGCUACAGAAGUGGCGCAGGCUAUUGGGGGUAAUGUUAAGCAAACAGAAGCAGAACUGCUUUCCAGAGUGCUGGGCAAAAUCAACCAAACCACCACCACUCUUAGUGAUUUAAUAGUAGGCAUGAAGGUAGACAGAUCUAGGGACGCUGAGGAAACAGCACCUAGAGAGACCAGGGGACAGCAAGUUAAACGUUUAACAGAGAAAGCUAGAACUGUCACACAAAGACCUCGCUACAGCCCGAGGCAGCAGACAGAAGAACAAAUGCCAAAACAAAGAAAAAGUUUGGCUCAAGCAAACACCAUUGACAUAUUCAGUGGAGAGCCACUUGGAAUUUUCAAACCACAGCAAGUGAACUAUGGGACCAAGCUCGACGUGUGGGAACAGUUGAACCAACGAGAGCUGAUGUUGGCUACGUCUCAGCCGCCAGCUAAUUACUUCCAGAAGAUGAUAGUGUGGACUGAACAGGGGAAAGUGUGGAAGUUCCCUAUUGAUAAUGAACAAGGAAUGGAAGAAGAGCAGAAUGUUCACUUUUCUGAACACAUAUUCAUUGACUCGCACCUAGAGGGUUGGUGUCCAACUAAAGGUCCGAUCCGGCAUUUCAUGGAGCUGGUCUGCGUUGGCCUUUCGAAGAACGCUUUUUACACGGCGAAGGAGAAAUUCGAUCACAUUAUGUGGUACAAAGAGUACUUCGAAUCUAAACAGGAUGUACUCAAAGAAAUCGGCGUGUGGGAGUUAAAACCUACCAGUGGAACUAGUGAAGCUACUACGUAAAUUAUGUAAUUUAAUAUUAAUAUUAUUAAAUUAGGCUAUAGAUUAAAUUUAUAAGCAUAA